AUGACCCGUGAUCUACAGAACCAUUUGUUAUUUGAGGUUGCAACUGAAGUUGCUAACAGAGUUGGUGGUAUCUACUCCGUGCUUAAAUCAAAAGCCCCCAUUACUUCUGCACAAUACAAGCAAAACUAUACUCUUAUUGGUCCUUUGAAUAAAGCUACUUACCAAUCUGAAGUUGAUCAAAUAGAUUGGGAGGCAGAUGAUGCAUUCCCAGAUGAAUUGAAACCAAUUCAAACUGUUUUGAGAAAUAUGCGUGAUAAAGGUUUCUAUUUCGUUUACGGUACUUGGUUGAUCGAGGGGUCUCCAAAAGUUAUUCUUUUCGAUCUAGGUUCUUGCUCCCACUAUCUAAACGAAUGGAAAGGUGAUCUAUGGUCUCUUGUCGGUAUUCCAUCCCCUGAUAAUGAUAUAGAAACAAAUGAUGCCAUUCUUUUGGGUUACACUGUAGCAUGGUUUCUUGGUGAAUUAGCUGUUCAUGAUAGCCAGCACGCUAUUGUAGCGCAUUUCCACGAAUGGUUAGCCGGUGUUGCGUUACCACUAUGUAGAAAGAAGAAAAUUGACGUGGUCACCAUUUUCACUACACAUGCUACUCUACUGGGUAGGUACUUGUGUGCUUCUGGUGAUGUCGACUUUUAUAACAAUUUGCAAUAUUUCGAUUGUGAUCAAGAAGCUGGCAAAAGAGGCAUUUAUCAUAGGUACUGUAUCGAAAGAGCAGCCGCCCAUACUGCUGAUGUCUUUACUACAGUCUCACAUAUCACAGCCAUUGAAGCAGAACAUCUAUUAAAGAGAAAACCAGACGGAAUUUUACCAAACGGUCUUAACGUUGUCAAAUUCCAAGCUGUCCAUGAGUUCCAAAACUUGCAUGCGUUGAAAAAGGAAAAGAUUCAUGACUUUGUUAGAGGCCAUUUUAGAGGUAAUUUUGAUUUUGAUUUGAACAAUACUUUGUAUUUCUUUAUCGCUGGUAGAUAUGAAUACAAAAAUAAAGGUGCUGAUAUGUUUAUUGAAGCUAUGGCACGUUUAAACUAUCGUUUAAAGAUGUCCGGUUCCAAGACCACGGUUGUAGCUUUCAUUAUCAUGCCUGCUAAAAACAAAUCUUAUACUGUGGAUGAAUUACAAUCACAAGCUGCAGUUAGAGCUUUGGAAAAUACCGUCAACGAAGUAACCAAAAAUAUAGGCAAAAAACUUUUUGAACAUGCUUUGAAGUAUCCAAAUAAUGGCAUAACCACAGAGAUCCCAACUAAUCUGAACGAGUUGUUAUCUCAGUCCGAUAAGAUCAUGUUAAAGAGAAGAGUCCUAACCUUAAAAAGGCCAAAUAACCAAUUGCCACCUAUUGUAACACAUAAUAUGGUUGAUGAUGCCAAUGAUCCAAUCUUGAAUCAAAUUAGACAUGUUCAAUUAUUUAACAAAUCCGAUGAUAGAGUCAAAAUCGUUUUCCAUCCAGAAUUUUUAAAUGCUAACAAUCCAAUCUUGGGUUUAGACUAUGAUGAAUUUGUCCGUGGUUGUCACUUAGGUGUUUUUCCAUCUUACUAUGAACCAUGGGGUUACACGCCAGCUGAAUGUACUGUCAUGGGCGUUCCAUCGGUCUCUACAAACUUGUCUGGAUUUGGUGCCUAUAUGGAAGAUUUGAUUGAAGCAAACCAAGCUAAAGAUUAUGGUAUUUAUAUCGUUGACCGUAGAUUCAAGAGUCCAGAGGAAUCUGUCGAACAACUAGUUGACUAUAUGGAAGAAUUUUGUCAAAAGACUUUGAGACAAAGAAUCAACCAAAGAAACAGAACAGAAAGAUUAUCUGAUUUGUUAGAUUGGAGGAGAAUGGGUCUAGAAUACGUUAAAGCUAGACAAUUGGCCUUGAGAAGAGCAUAUCCAGAAGAAUAUAAACGUCUAGUAGGUGGUGAAGAAAGUAAUGCUUCGAAUAUGGAUACUUUUGUUGGUGCAAAGAAGUUCAAGAUCGCCAGACCAAUGAGUGUUCCAGGUUCUCCAAGAGAAUCCAGAGCUGGUAGUACUGUGUUUAUGACCCCAGGUGAUUUAGGUACGUUGCAAGAUGCAAAUAAUGCUGAUGAUUACUUUAAUUUGAGUUUGAAUCCAGAUGGCACCCCUGCUGAUGACGAUGAUGAUGAUGAUGAUCAAGCUUAUUAUGAUAAUAAAUAG
Arxiozyma heterogenica is the source of this 2139-nucleotide messenger RNA. It is a transcript of the gene GSY1, whose product is annotated as glycogen (starch) synthase GSY1. Gene Ontology annotation, cellular component: cytoplasm. Gene Ontology annotation, molecular function: alpha-1,4-glucan glucosyltransferase (UDP-glucose donor) activity. The transcript has a single exon. Lineage: Eukaryota; Fungi; Ascomycota; Saccharomycetes; Saccharomycetales; Saccharomycetaceae. Bases 1 to 2139 code for a protein of 712 amino acids. Gene Ontology annotation, biological process: glycogen biosynthetic process. The record is from RefSeq and is a predicted model, not a curated record.